This is a messenger RNA of Geodia barretti, 3390 nucleotides long. NCBI's taxonomy places the organism in Eukaryota, Metazoa, Porifera, Demospongiae, Tetractinellida, Geodiidae. The record is from the annotation of a GenBank genome assembly.
AUGACUCUCGACCUGCUCCUGCACCUGCGGCCCGAGGAAGCUGGACACGAGGUCGGCGACUCCAUCGACAUCGAAGGCGAGCAUCCCAUCCGCAUCCGGUUCCGUCCCGGCAACGACGCCCUCUACGCGACGUCCGCGCAUCUGGUCAACAGCAUCCCGACCGUGAUCGAUGCCCCGCCCGGGAUCUGGCCGUGGGCGAGCCCGGUGCCGCUGGUGCCCCGGCACCUGCGCUUCGAGGCGACCGAGCGAGUGGACUACCGGGGCCGGGUAGUGACGCCGCUCGACACCGAGGCCCUCGCGGCGACGGUCGCCGAGAUGAGAGCGGCCGCGGUGGAAUCGAUCGCGGUGUGCUUCCUGUUCUCCUUCAUGAACCCGGUCCACGAGCGUCAGGCCCGCGACGUCAUCGGCCAGGUGUGGCCGGAGGUGCCGGUCUCCAUCUCCAGCGAGAUCCUCCCCGAGAUCAGGGAGUACGAGCGCUCCAGCACCGUCGUGAUCGACGCCUACGUCAAGCCGGUCAUGGGCGCCUACUUCGAGAACCUCGAACAGCGGCUGGCCUCGGGGGGCAUGGAGUGCGGCGUCACCUCGGGCCCGGCGGGCGGCGUGAUCGGGGCCGCCCAUCUGGGGGAGCAGAGCGGCUAUCCGAAUCUGCUGGCCAUAGACGUGGGCGGCACGAGCUUCGAGGUGAGCCUGAUCGAGGGCGGAGUCCCGUCGCGCACCACCGAGGGAUUCAUCGAAUGGGGCAUCCCCUUCAAGAUCCCGCUGGUCGACGUCAAGUCGAUCGGGGCCGGGGGCGGAAGCAUCGCCCGGAUCGAUCCGGGCGGGCUGAUACAGGUCGGACCCGACUCGGCCGGAUCGGAGCCCGGCCCGGUCUGCUACCGCAAGGGAGGGUCGCUGCCCACCCUCACCGACGCCUACGUGACCAUCGGCCUCAUCGACCCCGCCUACUUCCUCGGCGGCCGGGUGCGGCUCGACGCCGGGGCGGCCCGGGAGGCGAUCCGCGACCAGAUUGCGGAGGUGGCGGGCAUGACCGUGACGGAGGCUGCCCUCGGGAUUGUCCGGGUGGCGGAGGCGUCCAUGGUCGGUGCGAUGCGCAUCGUGUCCACCCAGCGGGGAUACGACCCGCGGGACUACGCCAUGAUCGCUUACGGCGGGGCCGGACCGGUCUCCGCGGUCGAGCUGGCCCGAGAACUCGGCGUGGGCACCGUGCUGGUGCCGCGCUAUCUGCGCCGCAUGAAGGAGCUCGACCUGGCCACGCUGACGACGCUGUCGGAGGAACUCGUCGCCGAGGGGGAAGCCGCGAUGAACCGGAUAGGGGUCACCGCCGCGCCGAUCAUGCAGUUCACCGCCGACGUCCGCUACAGCGGCCAGAACUUCGAGGUGAACGUGUCGUUCCCGUCCGGGGCGGUCACCGAAGCCACCAUCGAGCGGGUCGUUGACAGCUUCCACGCCGAGCAUCUUCGACUGUUCGGGCACCACAAGGAGGACGAGGCGCUGGAGUUCGUCAGCCUGCGCCUCGCCGUGAUCGCGACCACCGAGAAGCCGGAGUUCACGCCGCCGAGGCCCCAGGGCAGCAGCGAAGCCAAGGGGCGGCGGCGGUUGUUCUCGUCCUCUGGCCAGAUCGUCGAGGCCCCCGUCUUCGACCGGAUCGCCCUGGACGUGGGCUGGGCCCGGCCCGGCGCACUGAUCAUCGAGGAGCCCGACUCCACCGUGGUGGUCCGGGGCACCAACGACAGCACCGCCAUCGACGACCUCGGCAACAUCGUGGUGAUCCGCGAGGGGCUGGUGGCCCUGUGCCGCAGCAUGGGGUACGCGCUGUCGCGCACCGCCUACUCGCCGAUCUUCAGCGAGGGAUUCGACUUCUCGUGCGCGCUGUUCGACGGGAUCGGCGAGAUGGUGGCCCAGGCAGAGUUCAACCCGGUCCAUCUCGGGUCGAUGCCGUACACCGUCGAAUGGACCGUCAAGGAGAUCGGCCUCGACAAUCUCGACGAGGGCGACGUCAUCCUGCACAACGACCCCUUCCGGGGCGGCACCCACCUGACCGACUUCACGAUGAUGGCGCCCGUCUUCUACGAAGGGCGGCUGGUGGCGAUACCCGCGGUGCGGGGCCACCAGAUCGACGAGGGGCUCAUCGUGCCCCCGGUGAAGGUCUACCGCAGAGGCGAGCCGGUCAAGGACAUCUGGGACCUGAUACUGGCCAACAUCCGGGUCCCCAAGAUCGUCCACGGAGACUUCCGUGCCAUGUUCGGGUCGCUCAAAGUGGCCGAACGGCGGGUGCAGGAGUACUGCCGCAAAUACGGGCCCGACACCUACGCCGAGGCCACCGACGAGAUCAAGAACUACAGCGAGCGCCGCAUGCGAGCCAUGAUCUCGCGCCUCCCCGACGGCACCUACGAGGCCGCGGACAUGCUCGACGACACCGGCACGACGCUCGAUCCGGUAAGGGUGCAGUGCCGGCUCACCAUCGACGGCGACACCGUAACCACCGACUUCAGCGGCUCGGACCCGCAGGUGCAGGGACCCAUCAACGCCACCUACGGCGUAACCGCCUCCCAGGUGUACACCGUGCUGUUCCAGGUCUCGGACCCGGACAUGCCGUCCAACCACGGAGCCUUCCGGCCGAUCAAGAUCGUGGCCCCGCCGGGGAGCGUGGUCAACGCCGAGUCCCCCGCGGCCGUGUUCGGGGGCAACGUCGAGACCUCCUCGAGGAUCAUGGACGUGCUGCUGGCCUGCUUCGCGCAGGCUGUGCCCGACCGGGUGAUGGGAGCCUGCUUCGGCACCUGCCAGAACUUCACCGGGGGCAGCCAGCACCCCGAGCUGGACGAGUACUCGAUCAUCUACAUCUAUCACGAGGGCGGCUGGGGCGGCAGGGCCUCCGGCGAUGGGCUGACCGCGCAGAUCAACCCGGUCGGAAACGACAUGAAUCAGCCGGUCGAGAUCUUCGAGAGCCGGUUCCCGUGGCUCUACGAGGAGUACUGCAUCAACGAGAACAGCGGCGGGCCGGGCUACAACCGCGGCGGGCUCGGGAUCCGCCAGCGCCUGCGCUCCCUCUCGGUGUCCAGCUCGAUCAACCUGAUCGCCGACCGGGUCAAGCUUCCCGGCUCGGCGGAAUUCGUGCAUGCGACCGAGGCAUUCGGAACGGUCUCACCGUCCAAGUUCGCCGGGAAGGUCAUCCCCCGGGGCACGGUAGUGGAGAACACGACAACCGGUGGCGGCGGCUACGGCGACCCGCUCGACCGAGAGCCCGAGCGGGUCGCGACUGACGUCGUCGAGGGGUACGUCACGGCCGCGGCCGCCGAGUCCCAAUACGGCGUCAUCCUGCGAAGCGACGGCAGCGUCGAUUCCGAAGCAACGCUGGCAACCCGUCGCAAGCUCAGACAGAAGGCGCAAUGA